This is a messenger RNA of Dictyostelium purpureum, 1377 nucleotides long. RefSeq lists its product as uncharacterized. Gene Ontology annotation, molecular function: 2-(3-amino-3-carboxypropyl)histidine synthase activity. NCBI's taxonomy places the organism in Eukaryota, Evosea, Eumycetozoa, Dictyosteliales, Dictyosteliaceae. The record is from RefSeq and is a predicted model, not a curated record. The transcript has 3 exons. The coding region runs from base 1 to 1377 and encodes 458 amino acids. Gene Ontology annotation, biological process: protein histidyl modification to diphthamide.
AUGUCAGAUAACAAUAGCGUUGAUAUAGUAGAUAAUGAAUCUAGCAGCAAUAAUAAUAAUAAUAAUAAUAAUAAUGUAAAUAAUAAUACGGCACCAGUCCAGGGUACAUCAGUUACACUAAAGAGAAGAUUCGUUGGGAAAAAGAAAAUUGCGGCAGCAGCAGCUGAAGGCGGAGAAAUUAAAGCAGCAGCAGCAGCAGACCCAAAUACAAAAGAUAUGGUUACCACUGAAAAAAAAGUUAAAAUUUUUGGCAGAGGAUUGGCAAUGGCAGCACAGCAAAUACCAGACGAAAUUUUAAAUAAUGUUGAUUUACAAAAUGCAGUUAAAAUAUUACCAAGCAAUUAUAAUUUUGAAAUUUUAAAGACCAUUUGGAGAUUAAAACAAGCCAACUCCAAAAGAGUGGCAUUACAAUUUCCAGAAGGUUUAUUAAUGUAUAGUUGUAUUAUCUCAGAUAUUGUCGAAAAGUUUGCAAAUGUCGAAACUAUUAUUAUGGGUGAUGUUACAUAUGGUGCAUGUUGUGUUGAUGAUUAUACAGCUCGUUCAUUAGGUGCAGAUUUUAUGGUUCAUUAUGGUCAUAGUUGUUUAGUUCCAAUCGAUGUUAGUGAAAUUAGAAUGCUUUAUGUAUUUGUAGAUAUCCAAUUCGAUUUAAAUCAUUUUAUCGAAACUUUAAAGUUCAAUUUUAAACAAUCUCAAAAAUUAAUUAUGGUAUCCACUAUUCAAUUUUCUGCAUCACUUCAAUCAUCAAAAGAACCAUUAUCAGAAUAUUUUAGUAAUAUUUUUAUACCACAAGAAAAACCAUUAUCACCAGGUGAAAUUUUAGGAUGUACAUCACCAAAAAUAAAUAAAUUAAGCGAAGAAGACAGCGAAAUUGUUGUUUAUUUAGGAGAUGGUAGAUUUCAUUUAGAAUCAAUAAUGAUAUCAAAUCCACAUGUUAAAGCGUAUCGUUAUGACCCAUAUGCAAAAGUAUUCUCUCUCGAAAGAUAUGACUUUGAAGAAAUGUACAAAAUUAGAAGAGAGGCUAUAGAAAAAGCAACCAAUGCAAAAAGAUUUGGAAUUAUUUUAGGAACAUUAGGUAGACAAGGUAGCCCUAAAAUUUUGGAACAUUUAGAGAAUCUCAUGAAAACAAAUAAUAAAGAAUAUACAGUAGUACUUUUAUCAGAAAUUUUCCCAGCAAAGUUAGAUAUGUUUUCUGAUAUUGAAGCAUGGAUUCAAAUUGCAUGUCCACGUUUAUCAAUUGAUUGGGGCUACGCUUUCACUACACCUCUUUUAAAUCCAUACGAAGCAGAAGUUUGUUUAGGCGCUAUUGAUUGGCAAUCAGUUUAUCCAAUGGAUUUUUAUUCAAAAGCUGGUGGUAAAUGGACCAAUUAUUCAAAAUAA